AUGUCUCAAAUGGAGAAGAACAUGAUAACGGAGGAAAGAGGAUGGAGAAGCAAGCCGUCGUUUAUGACGUGGACAGCGCGCGACGUCGUCUACGUGGCGAGACACCAUUGGUUACCGUGUUUGCUCGCGGUCGGGUUUUUGUUCGUCGUGUGCGUUGAAUCCACGAUCCAGAUGGUUCCCGCGAGCUCUCCGCCGUUCGAUCUUGGUUUUGUGGCCACCCGCUCUGUUCAUCGCGUCUUGGCUUCUUCACCGGAUCUGAACACCGUUUUGGCCGCUCUAAACUCGGUGUUAGGAGUGAUGCAAAUAACGUACAUUAUUGCAUGGGCAUGGCUAAUGGAAGGAAGACCACGAGCCACCAUCACGGCUUUAUUCCUCUUCACUUGUCGCGGCGUUCUCGGUUACUCUACUCAGCUCCCUCUUUCACAGGAGUAUCUAGGAUCAGCAAUUGAUUUCCCGAUAGGAAACAUCUCAUUCUUCUUCUUCUUCUCCGGUCACGUCGCGGGCACGACCAUUGCAUCUUUGGACAUGAGGAGAAUGCAGAGGUUGAGACUUGCGAUGGUUUUUGACAUCCUCAAUGUCUUACAAUCGAUCAGGCUGCUCGGGACGAGAGGACACUACACGAUCGAUCUAGCCGUUGGAGUUGGCGCUGCGAUUUUCUUUGACUCAUUGGCCGGCAAGUACGAAGCGACGAUUAUGAGAAAGAGACAAGUAUAG
Eutrema salsugineum is the source of this 714-nucleotide messenger RNA. Its product is annotated as phosphatidylcholine:diacylglycerol cholinephosphotransferase 1. Gene Ontology annotation, molecular function: diacylglycerol cholinephosphotransferase activity. NCBI's taxonomy places the organism in Eukaryota, Viridiplantae, Streptophyta, Magnoliopsida, Brassicales, Brassicaceae. The coding region runs from base 1 to 714 and encodes 237 amino acids. The record is from RefSeq and is a predicted model, not a curated record. The transcript has 3 exons.